Messenger RNA from Rhagoletis pomonella (apple maggot), 2363 nucleotides. Its product is annotated as growth hormone-regulated TBC protein 1-like. The transcript is spliced from 3 exons. Bases 1 to 345 code for a protein of 114 amino acids. NCBI's taxonomy places the organism in Eukaryota, Metazoa, Arthropoda, Insecta, Diptera, Tephritidae. The record is from RefSeq and is a predicted model, not a curated record.
AUGUCGUAUAGCUUACCAUAUGCUGUGAUAGCGAGCAAAUGGUUCAUUUGCAUAUUCGCUGAGGUGCUUCCUGUUGAAACCGUGCUGCGUAUUUGGGACUGUGUCUUUGCGGAGGGAUAUAAGAUUGUCUUUCGCGUUGCGCUAGCAUUAUUCCUAACACAUAAAACAGCAAUACUCGGUUGCGAUGAUAUCGCCGCAUUAGCGAAUUUAUUUCGUGAAAAUAUGAUGCAAGGUGACAUUGUUACCAACUGCCAUAGUUUUAUAGAAGCCAUGUUCAAAAUACGUUUGAAACGUAGUGAGCUGGAGGCGUUACGCAAAGUGUGCGUAGGACGCAAUAAUACCUAAGAAGAAACUAUUUAAAGGAGUACUACAACCAAAUGCAAAAUCUUCAUAAACUAUGUAGUACUUGCGGCUUAAGUUACUUAAAACACCUACGUACAUACUAACUAAAUAACUAAAGGCAACACACAAACUACCUAAUUGUCAUACGUAUGUAUGCACAACAACACAACACAAGCUAAUAAUCAUAGGAUAAUUGGUAUGUGACAAACUUAAAUGAGUAGCAAUGAUUAAAUGUUAGGAAACCAGCUAAUGUUCAUUACGUUAGAGGAAAUGCUUAUUAGCCACAAAAGUAUCGAAUUGCUUUCAACAAAACAUAAGUUUAGAAUCGAAGAACAAUGAUAAUAAUACAACAUGUUUAACAUAUUUAGAUAUGUAUACACAAGAAUACACUAAGGCAUUAAACGCAACCAAACUACCAAAAUAUAUAGAAAGUAAUUUAAGUUACAAAUAUUUACAUAAAUAGUUUUAGAUUAAAGAUAAGAGUUUACCAUAAUUAUAGAAUGUGCGCAUACUUGUAUUUAUUACAUAUAUUCUAUAUGUAUGUAUGGACUUACGCAUGUGUUUAAAUGUAUGCAAAUGUAUGGGAGUGUGAAAUUUAAUGGCAUGAGUAUGCUUACAUUAGACAAAUAGUUGCUAUGAUUGCUAUUGUUAUUUGUUUAGUAAAAUCUAAAAGAAGUAAACGCUGAGCAAUGCUUUUGUGUACAACAAAUUAAAUUAUUUUGCGUGCUGAAAUUAGUUUUAAGUAGCUUAAUGAUGGAGUAUGAUCAAUGCCAUGUUUUUAAACUGCAGAUAGAUAUUACAAUUGUUCGCAUUUUGAAGCGGAAUUGAAGCUUAAAUUGGCAAAAACAUGUUAAUGGAAGAGGUAGCAAAUACAUAUGUAGUUGCCUUUUGGCGGAAGUUUACAUUAAUAUAAAUACUUUAAGUAUUCUUUUCACUUCCAGUAUCUCGAAAGUUAAAUUUUUAUUACAAUUAUUUCUGAAAUACUUAUACCUGAGUAUUGUUUAACGGAUGUUUAAAGAACUUAUGUAGAUCGAGUUUGCAUGAACAAAUCAAAGUGUUGCCGUAUGGCUUCAACAUUUAAUUAUGUAGUUUAUUGCAUUGCUUGGAACUGAAAUUAUUGAUAUACUUUGUGCAUUUAAAAGAGAUUUGGGUUGGACUCGUGAUUGCGAUACACAGCUUGAUGCGACUUGCCGGGUGCAACAGCGAGCCAAUGAUGCGACUUAUUAGCGGACAAAUCCUUGGAAUCGUAGAAACUAUUCAGCUAUGAUAUCAGGUUUCCAAAAGCGAUUUUUUCAAUCCUGUCCAUAAUCGGCAGUCUGUUGCUUGGUUUCGAAAACACUGCGUUUCAGUAGCAGUCGCAGGGAGUUUUGUUGUUUUUGGCUUCGUUAAAUAUACCCUUUGAAUGUUGAAUUCUGAGAGAUUUUGGCAUUGUGUCAGUUGUGUUUAUACAGCAACUGUUAGAGCCUUUUAAUGAAAUAAUAAUAAAUGGAGUGUUCCAAACGAUUUCAGCCAUGAAAUCAUGUGAAAUCGAUCUACAAAGCGGCGCUGAGUUAAUGUUUAAUACAUUUCUAUGUUUUAAAUUUUAAUAGUUGAUAGCAUCGGACAAAUUUAGUUAUAUAAUAUUAUUGUUUUCAUAGAUGUAUGGAUAGUUUAUCUCUUGUAAUACUUAAGAAUAAAAAAUUGUUCAUAAAAAGCUUUCUUAAACUAUUAAAAUGGUAUUAUUUUGCACAUAAAUAAGUUGAAACUGAAAAUAAAAAUUUAGGAACUUGAAGCAUGUUGCACACUAGAAUAGAAAUUUAUUUAGUCAAAUUGAAGAUUAAUGAAACAAAAUAUUGGCACUCACAGCUAUGAACAAAUUAGAUGGCUUAAGAAUUGAAAACAAAUGAACUAAGUAGAGGAUAAAUGUGUGUUUAAACAAUAAUAGUUUUAGUAGCGGGCUCCAACCAACGAAAUACUGGACUAAAAUUGAAUGCAGACCACAAAUUUUAUUUGCAAUGUUCUAUAAUACAAACACACACACA